Molecule: messenger RNA, 993 nt
Organism: Wallemia mellicola CBS 633.66
Lineage: Eukaryota; Fungi; Basidiomycota; Wallemiomycetes; Wallemiales; Wallemiaceae
Exons: 2
Coding region: 1-993 (330 amino acids)
Source: RefSeq, a predicted model, not a curated record
AUGUCCUCUCAAAAAAGUCAAAUGGUCUCACCUGAUUUGAUCAGAGCCGCUCAAGCUAGUGAGCCGAUCGCGAUCAAGGAUGUAGAUUCGCACGACCUUACUUGUGGUAGAGGUGCUUCCGUUCAACAUCAAGACCACCCAGUAAAGAUCGACGCUGGUAGCAAACUCCAAAUCCAGUGGAGUGACGAUUGGAAGCACACGGUUGGACCAAUCAUGACAUACCUUGCCGAAUGUCGUGAAAACAACUGCGAAGAGUCUGACGUUACAACGUUAGAUUGGUUCAAGAUUGAUGAAAAAGCCGCUGAUUUAGAAGGCGAUUGGUGGCAAUCUCAUUUGGGUGAUGAGAGAGUAUACAUUCCAAUACCAUCAACCUUGAAAGAUGGAAAGUACAUUGUCCGUCAUGAGGUCAUUGUUAUUGACCAAGACCCUGUUCUGUUUUUCCCAGCUUGCGCUGCAUUAGACAUACAGAAUGGUGGAGAUGAAUUCCCUUCAUCUAACUAUACCGUACAAAUUCCAGGUGCCUACUCGGCUACAGACAAAGGAUUACAAACCGUUGAAGAAUCAUUUGAUCCAUACAACUACGUAUUCCCAGGUCCUUCAGUCUGGAAGCCAACUGAUGUUGUUGAGAGUGCGUCAUUUGAUGGAUUCUACAGUGCUGCAGAAAUGGAUGUUCAUAUGACUGGAGAUGCAUACCAAGUACAGUUUUUAGCACCAAACGUUACUUCUUCAAGCACUUCUAGCGUUGACUAUGUUAGUUCUACCGCUACAACGCUCUAUCCAUCACAAACAAUGUCAAUGGCUGCUUCAAAGAGCAGCACGACAAGCAGCAGCAAACCAACUUCAACUGCUAACUUCUACCACGCUCAACUCGCUCCAUUACCAUCAGAUAGCACAGCUAGCCCAAGCUCUACACCAUCACCUUCGAUUUCUUCAACUGAAUGGGAUGACGGUAGCUGGAACAAGCAAAAGUACGAUGACGGCAAAUUUACUUAA